This is a messenger RNA of Adineta steineri, 1995 nucleotides long. Lineage: Eukaryota; Metazoa; Rotifera; Eurotatoria; Adinetida; Adinetidae. The record is from the annotation of a GenBank genome assembly.
AUGCUCACUACACGUUAUGAUUUAUUUAUUGGUAUUGGUAUUGGUGCUGUAUCUGUUAUUAUUAUAAUUCUUAUCGUAACAAUUAUAUUUUGUAAAUGUUGCGUACCAUCAUCAAGUCAUCGUUAUUUUAGUCGAUCUACAAGACAAUACGCAGCUAUUAAUAAUAUUGAUGCUAAAACAUAUUUUAAGCCUCCACAACGUCUGAUAUAUGCACCUAUUGUUCAUCGUAUUCCACAACCACCAGUUAUAACACAAGAUGCUUCUUCAAUACAAUCAGCUCGUACAUCAGUUGCAUCUGGUGGUCGUUUAUCAAUUUUAUCCGAAAAAUUCUCUCGUUUAUCAAUUAGUUCAAUUCAAUCAGGUCGUCCAUCCGUAGCAUCAGAUAGUGUUUUACUACAUAAAAAAGGUGAAAGUGGUCGUUUAUCUCAUUCUUAUGAUGAUACAGAUACACAAGCAAUUACAGCACAUUAUUCAGGUCGAAGAAGUUCAAAAGCACCACGUUUAUCUGCAGCUGGUGUUAUUGAUCCACAACUCGUUGGACUUAGUUCAGUAACAAAUUUAAAAAAUAUUCGAUUUGAAUUAUUUCCACGUACAUCAGAUGUUGUUGAACAAUCUAUUUCAUGUGUUGAACAACAACAACAACAACAACCAUCCACAAGUUCAGUAAUAACAACAUCUGAAUAUGUAGAAGAACCAAGUACAUUUACAUUAUUAAAACGACAAUUAUCCAAAGCUGAUUCAGUCAAAUCUUCAAAUACAAAUCAACGUCAAUCAUUACUUCGAUCCCCAUCAACGAAAUAUGCAAUACCGAAAUUUCCUGUUAUUGGAAAACAAACAAGUAAUAUAAAUCGAGCUUCCAUGCCACCAUUAGAUCAAGGUUUUCUUUCACCACCUAUUUCACGUCAAACAAAUUCUCAUCUUAAUAAAGAUAAAACUUUACGUGGCGCAUUAGGUGCAAUUAUGCCUGAUCUCUACUUUAUCGACACGACAUGUGCUGGAAAUAGCUCUAGUAAUGGUACUAGUGGAACUAAUUUUAAUGAACGAAUAAACGAUGAUUUAUCAACUGUAGAAGAAAAUUUACAUCGUUUACAUAUUCGAAUUCAAUAUGAUGAUCAUAGAAAUGAUCUUCUUGUGAAUAUAAUUGAAGCUCAAUGUUUACCAUCAGAAUCUGAAGAAUUAGUUAAUCCGUAUGUAAAAAUUUAUCUUCGUCCACCAGUUGAUCAAAAAUUACGUCAAACAUCAGUACAACCACAGACAAUAAAUCCAAUUUGGAAUGAAUAUUUUAAAUUUGGUGUUGCUAAUGAAACAGUAUUUAAAACAACAAAAACUUUAUAUUUUUAUAUUUAUAAUUAUGCACAUUCAAGUCGACCAGAAUGUAUUGGUGAAGCACAAAUACGUUUAACACCACAAACAAUGCAUGGUUGUGACCUUUGGUGUCCUAUUAAUAAACAACGAGAGGAAGAUGAAUAUCUUGGUGAAUUACUCGUUUCAUUAACAUAUUUGGCUCAGGCUGAACGACUUAAUGUUGGAAUUAUUGAAGCACGAAAUCUCAAAGCACUUUCAAUGCACAUUGAAGCAGAUCCAGUCGUUCGUUUAACAUUACAAUUAGGUCAAACCGACAAAAUAAAAAGAAAAAAAACAAGCGUUAAACGUAAUACAUUAAAUCCUACAUGGAAUGAAGAAAUUUCAUUUAAUAUACCGGGUGUUUCAUUAGAUGAUUCAUGUCUUGAAAUAGGUGUUUAUCAUCAUGAUCUUAUUGCGCCUGAUGAACCAUUAGGAUUUUUACGUUUUGAAAAUACGACACCAAUUGGUAAUGCUAAUAUUGCACAACAUAGUGAAAUUAUUCAUUGGUGUGAAGUUAUAAAUGGUGGACAACGAGCUGCUUGUUGGCAUUUAUUACGAAAAGCUGCAAGAGUUGUACCAGUAACAACAUCAUUAUCAAAUAAUAAUAAAAAUACACAACAAUCUAGAAAUUCUACAAAUUUUGCUAAAUAA